Tarenaya hassleriana is the source of this 3171-nucleotide messenger RNA. RefSeq names its product LRR receptor-like serine/threonine-protein kinase GSO1. NCBI's taxonomy places the organism in Eukaryota, Viridiplantae, Streptophyta, Magnoliopsida, Brassicales, Cleomaceae. Gene Ontology annotation, molecular function: protein binding. The record is from RefSeq and is a predicted model, not a curated record.
GCAAAAGUGAACACAUACCCACGUUUCUUUGUAAAUUUCAAUGAAUAUUUGGGGAUUCAGCCAUUGUUUCUUAUUAUUAUCACCACUUUCGCAUUCUGAGAUUCUCAAGAAAGAAAAUAAGCCAAAUCGUGUUUUUUUCCAUCUUACUCAGACGCAUUGCUCUGUUCAUUUACCGUGAAGUGACGACACAGCACAAUGGGAUUCUUCAAAGCAUCUCUGUUCAUAAUCAUACUCUCAGUUCUCAAUCAUGGCCAUGGCUCAAGUGAAAUCUCUUUCUGGCUACUGAAGAUUCGGUCUGAAUUCAUCGAUUCAAAUGGAGUUCUCAGCAACUGGUCUCCUGAUUCAGACGCAUGCAUCUGGAACGGCGUAACAUGUUCGGAUGAUGGUGUUAGUGUCGCUGCCUUGAACUUGUCUGGUUCCUGCCUGUCUGGUUCCAUCUCUAGAGAGUUCCAGCACCUCGUUUCUCUUCGACUUCUCGAUCUUUCGUCGAAUUCGUUAACCGGGUUCAUCCCUUCCGAGCUUGGCCGGCUUCAGAAUCUCCAAAGUUUGUUCCUUUUUUCGAAUUCUCUCUCGGGUGGAGUCCCUGCGGAGAUCGGUCUCUUGAAGAAUCUGCAGGUUCUUAGACUGGGAGAUAAUAUGCUGCGGGGAGAGAUACCGCAGCAUAUCGGUGAUCUCUCCGAGCUGAGAGUUCUCGGACUCGGAUACUGCGAGUUGAACGGAAGCAUACCGGGUGAGAUCGGACGAUUGAAGAAUCUUGAGAUUCUUGAUUUGCAGAGUAACGAUUUAUCUGGUCGGAUUCCGGAUGAGAUUCAGAGCUGCGAAGUUCUUCGUGUCAUUGUUUUAUCAAACAAUGGGCUUGAAGGAAGUAUUUCCACUUCUUUCGGGUCGAUCGAGUCGUUGGAGAUACUCAACUUGGCUAAUAACAGCUUCUCGGGUUCGGUUCCUUGGCAGCUAAGCAACCUAACCGGUUUGAAGUAUCUGAACUUAGCCGGGAACAGAUUAACCGGAGAGAUCCCGGUGGAAAUCAACGGUUUGGUCGGCCUCGACACUCUCGACUUGUCGGAUAAUGAACUUUCAGGUACCAUAAGGAUUCUGAGCAGUAGAUUGACAAACCUCAGGAGCCUGAUUCUUUCACGCAACGCAUUGACCGGCGACAUUCCCUGCUUCUGCGCGAAGAACUCGAACCUCGAGCAGUUCUUCGCAUCAGAGAAUCAUCUCUGGGGCGAGUUUCCUCUGGAGAUUCUGAACUGCACCUCAUUGCUUCAACUAGACCUUUCCGACAACAACUUCAGAGGAGGAAUACCUCCGAGCAUCGACCGAUUUCUGAGCCUUACUGAUCUUCUCCUCAACAACAAUAGCUUUACCGGGAAUCUCCCGAGGGAAAUCGGGAACCUGACAAGCCUCGAGAGUCUUUAUCUCUUCGAUAACAUGUUACACGGUUCAGUCCCUCGUGAGAUCGGGAAGCUGCAGAAUCUGAAAACUAUUUACCUUUACGAUAACCAGUUUUCGGGGCAGAUUCCAGAGGAAUUGACAAACUGCUCAAGCUUGACAGAGGUUGAUUUCUUUGGAAACCAUUUCUCGGGUCCGAUUCCCGCGAGUGUAGGAAACCUCAAGAACUUAGUUCUGCUUCAGUUGAGACAAAACGAGAUCUCGGGCGAAAUCCCUUCAAGCUUAGGUCACUGCAGUAGGCUUCAGCAGCUUGCGUUAGCCGAUAACAAGCUAUCAGGUUUGCUGCCACUCACAUUCAAGUUCCUCUUGGAACUAAGCACGAUCACUCUUUAUAAUAACUCUCUCGAGGGCCCUCUCCCGAGCUCUCUAUUCCUUCUCAAGAACCUCAAGAUCAUCAAUUUUUCUCAUAAUCGCCUUUCCGGGUCUGUUUAUCCUCUUACCGGUUCGACUUCACUUACUGCACUAGACCUGACAAACAACAGUUUCGAGGGUUCGAUCCCUCCGAGGAUUUCCAUGUCCAGAAACUUAACCCGUCUUCGCCUUGCUCUUAACCACCUGACUGGUGAAAUUCCUUAUGAUUUCAGCCAACUUGUUCAACUCAAGUUCCUUGAUUUAUCCUCCAAUAAACUCACUGGAGAAUUCUCGCUUCAGCUCAAGAACUGCACUAAGCUUGAGCAUAUAUUACUUAACGGGAACCGAUUCACCGGGAAACUGCCCGUCUGGUUAGGGAGUUUACAGCAGCUCGGAGAACUGGAUCUCUCUUUCAACAGAUUCCAUGGGAUAAUUCCUCAAGAAGUCGGCAAUUGUUCAGCAUUGCUGAAGCUAAAUCUCCAUUCGAACAUUCUUUCUGGUGAAAUCCCACCAGAGAUCGGGAAUCUGCAGUCCCUCAACGUACUCAACCUACAAAGAAACAAUCUCUCGGGCUCUAUACCGGCUACAAUCCAGCGAUGCAAGAAACUAUAUGAGCUAAGACUCUCGGAGAAUGCACUGACCGGUUCUAUACCCAUCGAGCUCGGUGAUUUGACAGAACUUCAAGUGAUUCUCGACUUAAGCAAGAACCAUCUCUCGGACAAGAUCCCUUCUUCCCUCGGAAACCUCCUCAAGUUAGAAAGAUUGAAUCUUUCCUGCAAUCUCCUCCAAGGGGAAGUGCCAUCUUCUCUAAGUAAGCUCACAAGCCUCCAUAUGCUAAACGUUUCGAGUAACCGUCUGAAGGGCAAGCUUCCUUCGUUAUUUUCCACGUUCCCGGUCAGCUCUUUCCUUGGAAACAGCAAGCUGUGCGGCCCUCCAUUGGCGAAAUGUCGAGGUUUGUCGGGAAAGGAGAAGCAGAGACUGACAGAAACUGAAGUGGCACUGGUCAUUGUAGCAAUCGUGUUCACAUCAAGCGUGAUAUGCCUAGCAAUGCUCUAUGCAAUGCUGAGAAUGUGGAUCAAUUGGAGAGAAUCUUCGGUUUUGGACGAAGGAAACGAUCGAGAAAAGAAGACGGAAUAUGUUGGAGAGUACAGAAAAGCGAAUUCCUCUUCGUCAUUAUCAUCUACUUCUCCCAUGGUUAUCUCCUCGCCGCCGCCACCACCGAAAAAAGACGAACACUUUUCUCUCGGCAGAGGCUUUUCCAUCUUAUGGUGGGCUCAAAAUCCAAAAGGGUUGCAGAAAUGAACAAUCUUUUAUGCUGAUUGUAAAUUUUAGUUUCAUCUAAUGAGCGAAAAUAUCCGAGGUUUGAGUUUA